Cyphomyrmex costatus is the source of this 4335-nucleotide messenger RNA. RefSeq names its product aminopeptidase N. Gene Ontology annotation, molecular function: zinc ion binding; metalloaminopeptidase activity; peptide binding. The record is from RefSeq and is a predicted model, not a curated record. Gene Ontology annotation, biological process: proteolysis; peptide catabolic process. Bases 1 to 4335 code for a protein of 1444 amino acids. Gene Ontology annotation, cellular component: membrane; cytoplasm. Lineage: Eukaryota; Metazoa; Arthropoda; Insecta; Hymenoptera; Formicidae. The transcript is spliced from 16 exons.
AUGACAUUCUUAAAGCUGUUAUUAAAUAUCAAUUUAAUAUUCUUUGUUACAAUAACUAUUGUUGCCGGAAAAAAUUCAGAAAAUAAUCUGAUUUUUUUACAUCCAUCAUAUAUAAUAGCAUUGCAUUAUGAUAUCAAAAUAUCACUUCCUCACUCUGUUACAAAUUAUACUUUCUAUGGCGAAUCCAACGUUAACAUUAUCGUACGUCACCCUACGCAACGAAUAAAUUUGCAUUCAGUGUUUGUAGACAUGGAUAAAUCGGCUUCAUUAUUUCAUGAAAUAUCGAGGAGGGUCUAUAAAGCAUCGAAUUAUACUUGUCAAUAUAAAUUGUUUGUUUGUACCUUUCAUUUUCAUGAUUUGAUAACGAUUGGGUCCUACAUUUUCAAAAUGAAAUACCAUGGUACUAUAACUGAUCGCGAAAAUGCGGAUGGCUUUGUCAUAACUUCAUAUUUAGAUGAUGAAAGGAAACUUAAGUGGAUCUACUCAGCAGGUGGCUUUCAGAAUACUAUCGGAGGGCAAUAUGUAUUUCCGUCUCUAAAUGAAUUAAUGUUUAAGGCCACAUUUAAUAUCACCGUUUUUCAUCCUAAACAUUUCGUUGCUAUAUCAAAUAUGCCAGCAGCAACAAGAAAGAAUAUUAAUAUGAAUACGGUGAGAGUAAAUUUUCAAACUACUCCUGCAAUGCAUCCUCAUCUUGUCGCAAUUGCAGUAAGCGAAUUGGACGCGCUUUAUUCUGAUAAUGGAAACAUUGCACUAUGGGUCAGAGACAUAUCAGUAGUAGAACUGAUGCAUUUUACUUUACAAGUUAUUGUAGCUUCUACGACAUACUUGAGAGACAAAUAUUUCCAGGAUGAUAAGUUGAAUGAUAUAUCAACAACGAAUCAUGUCGUAAUUCCAUAUCAUCGAGAUGAUGGCUUGCCAAACUGGGGAAUCAUAUUUUAUAGUGAAAAAGAUGUUGUCUAUAAUGAAGAAUGGAAUUCUAUUGAGCGCAAGACAGAAAUUGCAUCUUUAGUAGCACGUAAAGUGACGCAUCAAUUUUUAAAUAAAAUCACUUUAUCUAGUUGGACUGACAUAUGGUUAAAUGAGGGUAUUGCUAUGUUUUUGGGAAUGCAUGUUCUAGACAAGAAUUUCACAGAUCUUCAAAUGAUGAAUUUAAUUAUAGUUCGAAAUCGAUUUGAAACUCUUCAUUUGGAAUCUAUCAUUAAUACGCCACCUAUUGUAUUACAAAUUGAGGAACCCUAUGGGAUCAAAUCAUAUUCUUCUUUCCGUUAUAAUAAAGAACAUUUAAAUAAUUUAUUAUAUAUUUUAAUCAUUGUAGCGUUUCUUAUCAUACGCAUGUUAUAUCAUCUACUUUCCGAUAAGGUAUUUAAAAAGGGUAUCUACAAUUAUUUAAAAAAUCAGACAGAUCAUGUUGAUACUUUCGACGAACCGCAACAUUCCAACAAUAUUGAGGUAACAUUGGAAACAUUACAUCAAUGUUGCUGCAACUUACUAUGCUGUAUGGGUAAUAAGCCUGUUAAAAUAGCAUCCGUCAACAAUUUGUGGGACGUUAUGCAAACUGCUUUAGAUAAAUCUGAUCACGAAAACAUGUUUGAUAUAAAGGAAGUAAUGAACUUUUGGAUCACGAAAAAUCAAUAUCCUGUAUUAAAAGUGAUACGAAAUUAUAAUAAUGGUCGCACAAUAAUAUGGUCAGAAAUGCGUAAUACGUCUGAACAACACGAAUGGUGGAUACCUGUAACUUACACUACACAAACGAAUCUUAAUUUUAGCAUUACUUGGCCUUUCUUUCAAGAAUGGAUAACCUCUGAAAAGUUUUUUAUAAAUUUAUCACUUAAUAUGAAUGAUUGGAUAAUAGUCAAUUUACAACAACUUGGAUAUUAUCGUGUCAUGUAUGAUAAGGAAAAUUGGCUAAGACUUGCAAAACAUCUAAACUCGUAUAGAUAUUACAAGAUACAUGUUUUAAAUCGUGCGCAAAUCAUUGAUGAUGCAUAUCACUUUUUUAUGAUGAAACAACUUGAUUUUGAGAUGUUUAAAAAUCUUACAUCAUACCUAUGGCGAGAAAAAAAUUAUGUAGCAUGGUAUCCUAUGUUUAAAAUUCUUAGACACAUGUUUAUUCAUUCAAAUAUAUUCUCUCAUCCAGAAGCUGAACCUAUGAAGGCACAUAUGCUAAGUAUUGUACACAAUCUUUUUGAAGAGAUUGGAUACUACAAUCAAGUUUACGAUCAUAUUCAUGCUAUAUCUAUAAGGGAAGAAGCUGCGGAAUGGGCAUGUUUCUUUGGUGAUAAAAUUUGUAGAGAAACGGCUUACAAAGAAUUACAAACCUACAUGAAGCUUGCUGUUAUGCACAAGUGGUUAUUUGCAGCUGACUUGCAAGGAGCUGGGGCUCGACAACUAUUUCCGUGCUGGGAUGAGCCGAAUAUUAGAACCAAUUUUACUAUUUCCGUAAAGCAUGAUCAAUAUUACAGUGUUUUAUCGAAUACAGAAGCUAUUGACAAUUUUAAAGUUAGGUUGGGAAAAAAUUGGUCACGUUUCGAAACAACCGUUAAAAUAUCUCCUUACCAUAUAAUGAUUAUAUUACACAAAUUUAAACGCCUUAAUGAUUCAAACGUGUGGUGUAGAAAAAACGUAGAACAACAAGUAAAAUGGAUACACACAAUCGCUAAAAUUGCCACACUUCAUUUAAAACUCAAAUAUGACGACAUAAUAUAUCCAUUAACAGUGACUCAUGUUAUAAUUCCUGGUUUCCAAGACACUGGCAUGUCAAGUUGGGGAAUUGUCCUUCAUAGAGAGACAGAUGUUCUCUACGACAAAAAAUUAGAUUUUAUUGCCAAGAAAUUUGAAAUGGCAUUCAUGAUAGCACGUAAAAUGGCACAUCAAUACAUUGGUAAUCUCUUGGCUCAAUCUUCAUGGUCUUAUCUUUGGUUAAACGAGGGUAUUGCUACAUUUUUGGCAAUGAAAAUAGUUAAACAGCACGAACAUCCCCAAUUGAUGGAUUUAUUUGUUGUAAAAUUUCAACAUGAGUCUCUCCGUUUGAAUGAUUACUAUAAUAUGUCUCUCAUAGACGAAGUUGAUACAUCAUCUGACAUUGCUUCACUUUUUCCUUUAACUUAUUAUGUUAGAGCACCUAUUUUUAUACGCUCAUUGGAUAAAGCGCUACCUGAAGAAAUACUUGACAUAAGUAUCAACGAUUAUAUAUCAAAAUACAAAUUUAAAUCUGUCAAUACUUCGACUUCAACUCUCGAAUACUUUUUGAAUGUCAUACAAAAUAACAUAAUUACCGAAGUACCUGAAGAAUAUAAGGAAUAUACGAACAUAAUAGAGAUAUUCACUCAGUGGGCGAAACAAGAACGCUAUCCUGUGCUGCAGGUGUCGCAGCGAAUGUCUUCCCCAAACGAGGUUAAAGUAUAUAUAGCUGAACCAUACCCUAAAAAGUGGUCGAUAUAUGUAACUUAUAUUACACAAAAGAAUCCCAAUAUUGGCCAUAAAGUAUGGCUAAAAGAGCCACAUACAGAUUUAUAUUUGCCUGUUAACAAUAGCGACUGGAUCAUUAUCAAUGUAGAACAAGCUGGAUAUUAUCGUGUUAAUUACAACAACAAUAAUUGGGAAAAACUUGGAAACUAUCUAAAUUCACGGGAAUAUACUAAUAUACAUGUUCUCAAUCGUGCUCAAAUCAUAGAUGAUGCAUAUUAUUUUAUGUCAACAAAUAACAAACUCAAUUUCAAUAUCUUCAAAGCACUCACAUAUUAUUUAUCAAAAGAGACAAAUUAUAUAGCGUGGUAUCCUAUGUUCAAAAUUUUAGAACAGAUAUCGGGUUUUUUCCCAUUUCUACAAAGUUCCGAAGUUAAGGAACACUUCCGGAAAAUCUUAGAUAACGUUUUGGAAAAAAUUGGAUAUACAGACAUUAUGGAGGAGAAUAAUUUUACUAAGUGUUUAAGAUUAGAAGCCGCUAAAUGGGCAUGCACUCUAGGUUCUCAGAAAUGUACUACGACUGCCUCAUCUGAAUUAAUACAGCUUUAUAAAAAUAACAAACAUUCUAGAAUUUGGCCGGAAUGGAAGAAAUGGACAUAUUGUAAAGGAAUGAUGGUAGCGCACAAUAUUACUUGGAAGGAAAUGUUAACUGAAUAUACAUUAGAUUUUGACAAUAAACGCUUAGAAUAUCUAGCAUGCUCUGAAAAUAGUGAUAACAUCAUUUUUUAUAUCAAACAAUUAAAGUCGAUAUAUUUUACUAAAUUACAAUAUCCCAUUACAAUUUUUCAUUCUAUUAUUGCAAGACAUGCGAAGAAUAAUUUAAUACUCAAUUACAUAUUAGACAAUUUGACAAGCAUAAUACCCAGGUAA